AUACACUUUUAAUUAUCCACGAAUACACUGACAAUUAUUUUUAAAUGCACAAUUAUAAAAUCAAUGAAAAUGAAAGAACAUUUUGACAUUUUUAUAAUUUUUGUUAAUUACGAUUAUACAUUAUUAUUAUUAUUAUUAUUAUUUUUUGUAAUUAUAAGCAUAUUUUUUCCAGUUUGCCUCUCAUUCCCUCGCUUUUGGCGGUUCAUCUACAACGUUGCUGCUCCUUCUACACAGGCAAAUGCUACAAGUAUUGAAGAUAGGUUGCUGCUAUUCUCUCAGUCUCAGAAACCUUUUUUGGGGCUCUUGAUGCUAUAGUAUUGCAGUUGUUUCAAAGAAUCGAGAAAUUGAGGGGCUGUUUUCUGUAAAAUUGAGAGCAAUGGCUCCGAAAAGACGGCUUUCGAGUUCCUCCGCUGCUGCGAAACCGAGUGAAGUUCCGAGCGUUGAAUCAUCUUGGCCUGGGAAAGCCACUGCCAAGGAGAGUUGUGAAAGCGGUUUUGAAGAUGAUGUGGAUGAUAUUGAAAGUGUAACGAAAAUGACUGUUCAACAACUCAGAUUAAAGCUUAGGAGUGCUGGAAUUCCUGCUAGAGGUUCCAAGCAUGAGCUUGUCUUGGCCUACAAGAGUUUCCUGAAUGACACGAAAAAUGGUAAUGGAUCCCUGGAAGUGGAAGAUCAGGUAUAUCCUGAAGAGAAGCUUUCAGAUAUUGCUGAAAACACUUCAAAGAGGAACUCCAAAAGAGUCUCAACUAAAGAUGUCCUAAGUAUAAAUGUUGCUUCAGAAGUUUCUCAAAUUAAAAGAACUAAGAAAAGAGUAGAGCAAGAUCCUAUUGAUAUUAAAGAUGAGCAACAAAGAAAGGAUCAAGAACUCUUGGUGGAGUCCAAUGUGGUGGGAGGUAAGAGGAAGGUACAAGCUAAAAAGAAAGUCAUUUCUGAGAGUGUUAAUCUUUCUGUAAAUCAUGAUGAACCUUGGACAAUUUUUGCUCACAAGAAGCCACAGGAUGGGUGGAUUGCAUACAAUCCCAAAACUAUGAGGCCUCCUCCUCUUACUGGUAGUCAUAAAGCUUUGAAGUUAAUGUCAUGGAAUGUAAAUGGCUUGAGAGGUUUGCUGAAGUUGGAGAGCCUUUGCAUAAAGCAACUUGCACAAAGAGAAGACUUUGAUGUUUUGUGCUUGCAGGAGACUAAAUUGCAGGAAAAAGAUGUUCAGGUAAUUAAAGAGAGUCUUGUAGAUGGAUAUGAUAAUAGCUUUUGGACAUGCAGUGUCUCUAAGCUUGGAUAUUCUGGUACUGCUAUCAUUUCUCGGAUUAAACCACUUUCUGUAAAAUAUGGUCUAGGCAUCAUAGAUCAUGAUUCAGAAGGGAGGCUUGUUACAGUGGAAUUUGAUGAUUUUUAUCUAUUGACUGCAUAUGUUCCUAAUUCUGGUGAUGGCCUAAGACGAUUGUCAUAUAGAACCACACAGUGGGACCCUUCUCUCAGCGAUUAUGUUAAAGAAUUAGAAAAGUCAAAACCUGUUAUUCUAACUGGUGAUCUGAACUGUGCUCAUGAAGAGAUAGACAUCUACAAUCCUGCAGGAAACAAAAGAAGUGCAGGUUUUACAGACGAGGAAAGACAAUCGUUUGAAACAAACUUCUUAAAGAGGGGAUUUGUAGACACGUUUCGGAAACAGCAUCCAGGUGUUGUUGGAUAUACUUAUUGGGGAUACAGGCAUGGAGGACGUAAAACUAAUAAAGGAUGGAGGCUUGACUAUUUCCUGGUAUCAGAAUCCAUUGCGGACAAGGUUUAUGACUCAUACAUUGUCCCAGAUGUUGGUGGCAGUGAUCAUUGUCCAAUUGGACUAGUGCUAAAGCUUUAGAUGUGGGAUCCAAUCCUGAAGUUCAAGUCAAUUCCGAUUCUCCUCUGUUAGUAUCGCUCUUGAUGGGUACAAAUCCAGAAAUGAUAUUGAACUUUUAGAAUGAAGCAAAUGGGAAGCCAUGUUUUUGUUUUUGUUUUUGUUUGUUUUUUUUUUGUUUGGGUUCCCCCCCCUCCUCUCUCCCUGGGCUUGCAAUUUGCAAUAUGCAGUUUGUAGCGGGCAUCCCAGGAACAACUAUGAUCUUGCACAGGCAAGCAAAUCGGUACCAAUAUUAUGGGUUAAUAUCAAUAUAUUUUAAUAUUUUGCAUAUUAACCCUAAUUUUUCAAGUUUUCAGACAACCAACCACUUUGCCAUUGUAA
Messenger RNA from Ipomoea triloba (trilobed morning glory), 2203 nucleotides. RefSeq names its product DNA-(apurinic or apyrimidinic site) lyase, chloroplastic. Gene Ontology annotation, cellular component: nucleus. Gene Ontology annotation, molecular function: phosphoric diester hydrolase activity; DNA binding; double-stranded DNA 3'-5' DNA exonuclease activity. Lineage: Eukaryota; Viridiplantae; Streptophyta; Magnoliopsida; Solanales; Convolvulaceae. The record is from RefSeq and is a predicted model, not a curated record. The coding region runs from base 377 to 1846 and encodes 489 amino acids. The transcript is spliced from 12 exons. Gene Ontology annotation, biological process: base-excision repair.